GUAAGAGAGAUGAGAGCGGGGGCAGCUCCGUCCCUCUGAGCUGGGGAGCCCUUGGCCCCGUGUGCCCCACACUGAGGGUCCCUCGUGGGGAGGGCUGGAGCAAAGGUGCCCAGCGAGGGCAGAGCGGGCCGAGUGUCCCCUCCAGGCCAGGCCAGGCCAGGCCAGGCCAUGUCGGAGCGCCGGGCGGGCGCCAAGGGCCGGCGCUUGGGCUCCAGCCGGCGCAAGCAGCUGCAGGAGGGCCCCGGGCAGGCCCCGGCACCAGCACCUGGGCCCAGUGAGGAGCCACCAUGGGCAUCUGAAAUAGUGCAGAGGGUGCAGCACCUGCUCAGCGACAGGGACACGGGGCAGGCGGGAGUCGUCACCCGCUCCGACAUGCAGAAGCUGCAUGAGGAAGGUUUGCCGUGCAGCAGGGAGGAGUUGGAGCUUGUGUUCGAUGGGCUGGAUGCCGCUGGCACCGGGCGCUUGGGCACAGAGGAGUUCACGGCCGGGCUCCGGCAGUUCCUGAGCUCCCAAAACGCUGCCAGGGAGCACCGGCGGAGGAAGACGGCGUCCCGGAGGGUGCGGCUGGUGCUGCCCGGCCCGGCGCUGGCAGGGGGGGACAGCGAGGAGCGCAGACACUUCGCCGCCUUUAUGGAGCAGCUGGGCACAGGCCACCCCUCUGAAGAACAGGAGAUCUGGCAGCUCUGGGUGAAGCUCCGGCAGGACGAGCCCCAGCUGCUGGACAACCUGGAGGGCUUCCUGGCCAGGAUGAGGCAGCGCAUCCAAGAAGCCAGGAGCGAGAAAGAGGCUUUGGAGCUGACUCUGAACAAGCGUGUGGCCGAGCACGACAAGGACGUGCAGCAGCUCUGCGAGGCCCUGGAGCAGCAGAUCCAGCAGGAGCAGCAGCGGCUGCAGCAGCAGAGCAUGGCCCGGAGCCAGCAGCAGGGCGAGGAGCUGCAGCGAGUGCUGGAUGCCAGCGAGAGGGAGGUGCAGCGCUUGGUCACGGCGCAGAUGGAGCUGGAGCAACGCUGCCACAGCCUCCAGAGCUCCCAGCAGGUCACCAGCACGGAAAACCAGCAGCUGGAGAAAAGCAACCGGGCCCUGCAGCAGCACCUGCAGCACCUGCACCAGCAGCUGCAGCAGACCCAGGGCCACCUGAGGAUGAUGAGGGCUACAGUGGCUUGGGAGCACAUGGGGGAGCCUGGGGACAGAGUGGUGGCAGAGUUACCCAUCGAGGUGCCAAUGUCCCCACAGCUGAGUCCUGGGAAGAGUGAGAAGUUCCGCUCCGAGAUGCGGAUCAGGCUGGGAUCUCAGAGCAGUGAGAGCAAAGCCAAGAGCACCCAUCAAGUGGUUUGGGAAAUGCUGCCAGCAGAAACAAACCUUUCAGGAGCCCCACGGAAAGCAAGCUCUGCAGAAGAGGACCCCUUCCCAGAACCUUUGAAAGAGGAAGGUGUCUCUGACCAAAGCUCUUUGCUAAGAGAGAUGAAUGAUGCAAUAGCAGCUUUGAGCAAACAUCUGAAGGCACAGGCACUGGGUGCACCCCCUGCCCUGGCAGACACUGCUGGUCACCCCUGGGACAAUGCUGAGCCCCAAACAGGGCCAGAGGCAGCAACAGCCCAUGAAACAACCCCUGGGCUCGUGCAGGAGACCCUCCCUGGCCACGUCCAUCAUGAGCUGCUGGAAGGAGACCUGCAGGAGGGGCCAGGCACAGCUGAGCUUCGUGCUCCAGAUGUGACACAGGCUGAUGUGUGGCGGCUUUGUGCUCCGGGACAGGCAGCCCAAAGGGAGCUUCAGGAGCAGGUUUCAGCACAGGGACAUGAGGGGAAGCUUCACAUGGUGGCCCAACAGCCAGAGGGGAAGACACCACCCACAAUGGAACCAGAGCACACGGCUGCUGGACCUGCUGAGCAUCCGAAGCAAGAGGUGCCACCAGCAUCAACACUGCACAAGGCAGUGCAACCUGGAGAUACUGGGAGUGAUCAGCUGGGGGUGGUCCUCAGAGAAAACUCUCUGGGGCAAAGGCGGCUCUUGGGAGAACAGAGCACAGACCGCAGCGUUGGUCAACGAGAGAAGAUGCAAGAGUUUGGUCAGAAAAUGAGCCAGGAAGGUGAGCCCAGCUCAGGAGAGCCAUGGGCUGUGACUGCAGGUGUGGCAGGAGCUGCCCCACAGGGUUGUCCUAAAGCUCCCCUGGAGCCAGACCACCUCUACAACGUGCUGUUUGUUGGGGACUCCCACGUGGGCAAAACGUCCUUCCUGUACCGUUUGCACACCGACACCUUCAACCCCCACCUCACGGCCACAGUGGGACUGGAUUACCAGAUCAAAAACCUCGUUGUGGAUAACAAGCGCUUUGCUCUCCGCCUGUGGGACUCAGCUGGUCAGGAAAGGUACCGCAGCAUGACCAAGCAGUUCUUCCGGAAGGCGGACGGGGUGGUGCUGAUGUACGACAUCACCUCCGAGUACUCCUUCUCCGACGUGCGCUACUGGCUCAGCUGCAUCCAGGAAGGAGCAGAGGAUGGAGUUGCUGUUCUGCUUCUUGGGAACAAAACCGACUGUGCUGCCCAGAGACAGGUCCCUACAAAGGAGGGUGAAUGCCUGGCCAAGGAGCACCAGCUCAUGUUUUAUGAGUGCAGCGCUGCCUCAGGCCACAAUGUCUUUGAGUCCAUGGUCAGCUUCACCAGGUUGCUCAAAGUUCGUGAAGAUGAAUUGAAAAAGAAGGCAGAAGAGGUACCAAAGGCACCUGAGAAGAAAAAGGGCUGCUGCUGGUGAUGGACAGCCACCCCACACACUGAUCUGAAACUGCACUAACAGCCAGAAAAGCCUAAAAAUAGUCCAUGGACACCUUCUCUUUUCCUGUGUGUCUUCCUUGCCUGAUCUUCCUUGGAUGCUGAGAGCAAAAGCUGCUGUGGGGGACCCCCUGCCAUUCCACCAGAGCACACCAGCCCUCCGAAAUACUUCUCAGGGAACUUUACCACUUUCUUUUGGAGACAAAAAACCGGCCAAGAAAAGAGGCAGAAAAGGAACCCAGCUGGGUCUGAAAUGCUGCAAUGAUACUGGAAGCAGCAGGGAGUAAACCCAAGCCUUUGGAGAGAAGAAAUAAAAACCUGAAGCCAUCCAAGUGGUUAAAACCAGGGGGUUUAGUGCUGUUGGUGCUCUGGGCUGUAGGGACUUCUCCUCUGGCUUUGCAAUCUGAUUGGAUUUGAUCAGGAACAAUGAGAUAUUCAAUAUAUUCUAAAUGCACUUAAAUCUCUCCAAUGACACAAGGCAAAGCUAAUUUUUCCCUUCUGUGGUUUAUCCUGCCAGUGAGCAGUGAGGGAGCUUGACAGAAACUACUGAAUAUUUUGCUCAAAAUAAAUUCAAAAACCCCUUAGCACAUCCAGGAUAAGAAGAAGAUAAAUGCUUGCAAGAGAUUUUUUUCAUUAUGUUGUCCCCAGAGCAGAAUUCUGGAUUAUUGCAACAAAUCUCAGGCUGGGCAGAGAAGAAUGAGCUGCUGCAUCCUGCCCUUCUACUCUUUGUGAAGUGCUAAAUUGGUUUUAAAUCCAGCUUGAAAAAUCUAAAUAAGCACAUAACAAUUUCAAGGUGUUUUUUUUUUUAAAUCUUUUCACAGCUUGAUUGAAUUAUAUUUUUGCAGAAGAAAAAGACACACAGGCUAAAUAAAUAAGAAUACAAGUGCUA
Pyrgilauda ruficollis (rufous-necked snowfinch) is the source of this 3654-nucleotide messenger RNA. It is a transcript of the gene RAB44, whose product is annotated as RAB44, member RAS oncogene family. The record is from RefSeq and is a predicted model, not a curated record. Bases 169 to 2748 code for a protein of 859 amino acids. The transcript is spliced from 17 exons. Gene Ontology annotation, molecular function: GTP binding; GTPase activity; calcium ion binding. Lineage: Eukaryota; Metazoa; Chordata; Aves; Passeriformes; Passeridae.